GAACACAACUAAUGAGAUCUGUUCAUAACCUCCACUGAAUAUCUUCAUUAAAUCUGCUCUUAUUGAAAUCAACAGCAGGAUGAAGAGGACUUUCACAAUCAUUAUUUUAUUUCUCGUGUGUGGUGUGUUUGGUGAUGAAGUGAAGUCAGUGUCAGUGAUGGAGGGAGAAUCUGUUACUCUGCACAGCGAUACUAAAAUACAGAGAGAUGAUGUUAUGUGGUUAUAUGGAGGUUCUGUUAUUGGCAGCUUGAAUAGAGAAACAAUCUCACUGAAUGAUGUUGAUGGGAUAUUUGAAGACAGACUUCAGCUGAACAAUCAGACUGGAUCUCUUACUAUCAACGAUAUCAGAACCAAACACGCUGGACUUUAUCAAGUAACCAUCAACGGCAGUAAGAAUUUAACCAAAACAUUCAGUCUUACUGUGCAAGAUGUGUUUAUUGCUGGAGUAGAAAACAAAAUAGAAGGAGAUUUGGUCACAUUGAACACCGGAGUGACUGAAAUAAAGAAACACAAUCGAAUGCUGUGGUGGUUUGGACCUUCAAAUCCAGAAUUUCUUCUAGCUGAAAUCAUCAUAAAUUAUGGCAUCUCAUAUGAUUUUGAUGAUAGAUACAGAGACAGACUUUAUGUUGAUGAUCAGACUGGAUCUCUCACCAUCAGAGAUCUCAAAACUACAGACACAGGAGUUUAUCAACUACAGAUCUCCAACAGCAAAGAGACCAUAUACAAGAGAUACAAUGUGUUUGUGGCCGCUGCAGAACCAGGACUGUCUGCAUUAUAUAUAGGACUGAUAUGUGCUGCUGUCCUGUUGCCUAUACUGGGAGCUAUAAUACUGGCUGUGGCUAUUGGAUAUAGGAGGAAAUACUCUCAACUCAAAGAUAAAAUGAAGCCUAUGUCAGUGAUGGAGGGAAAUUCUGCCACAUUGAAAUCUGGGAUCACUGGAAUACAAAAUUAUCAAUAUAUAAUCUGGAGGUUUGGAGCCAAAGGCCCCAUGAUCGCUCAGAUUCAUAAAAAGACCAAUGUUGUCUCAUAUAGUAAUGAUAAGAGAUUUAGAAACAAACUUCAUCUGGAUAAUGAGACCGGAGAUCUCACCAUCAAUGAUGUCAGAAUCAGGAUCUCUGGAGAUUAUCACAUGGAGAUCACCAGAAGAAACAAAAUCACUAAAUCAAAGAGAUUCAGAGUUGUUCUCCGAGUGGAAACAUUAAAUGUCACAGAAGGAACUGUCGAACUACAGAGCGGCAUUUCUGAACUACAGGAUGAUGAUCAGAUACAGUGGAGAUCUGAAGCUAAAGAUGCCAUCAUAGCUGAAAUGAAUGGAAAGACUGAUGAAAACUGUGAGAUAUUCAAAAACAGACUGAAGCUGAACCAUCAGACCGGAUCUCUCACCAUCACAAACAUUAAACACUCAGACUCUGGAGUUUAUGAACUACAGAUUAAGAACAAAAAUACAACUUCAUACAAGAAAUUCAAUGUUCUCGUUGGGUUUAAUACAUUAAAACGUACAGUGGGUGAUUCUGUCACUUUACACACUCAAGUCUCAGAGCUGAAGAAAGUCAAUCAGAUACUGUGGAUGUUUGGAGAUAAAAACACUCGUAUAGCUGAAAUCAACCGAGUCAGUGGUCAUCCAUAUGUAUAUGAUGGUAAUGAUGAGAGAUUCAGAGAUAGGCUGACGCUGAAUGAACUGAAUGGCGAUCUGACCAUCACAAACAUCAUGAGAGGACAUUCAGAUGUGUAUAAACUGCAGAUCAACAGCAGAUCAGAGAGCAUGUGCAGGAGUUUCAUGCUUAUUGUAAACGAGAAAUUGACAGAAUUGUCAGUGAUGGAGGGAGAAUCUGUCACACUACCAACUGAUCUUACUGACUUACAAAUUGAUGAUCAGAUACUGUGGAUGUUUGGACUUAUAGACAGUCUCAUAGCUAGAGUUCAUAAGAAGAAGAAGACGAAUUUGUGGCUUUAUGAUGUUGUUUAUGAGAAGAAGUCACUUUAUGAUGGUGCUGAUGAAAGAUUCAAAGACAAACUAGAUCUGGAUCAGACUGGAUCUCUCACAAUCAGAGACAUUAACACUGAACACACAGGACUUUAUAAACUACAGAUCAUCAGCAACGGAGAGACCAAAUACAAGAGAUACAGAGUUACUCUCCAUGCUUAUAGAGAAAGCGUCCUUACAGGAGAUUUUAAAAUGAUUGGGGCAGAGGAAAUUGCUUUACUUUCCAUACAAACCUCACAACAGCAGCAGUAAUAAGAGUAUUUUGUUUGUUUAUUCAACAAUUUAAAAUGCACACUUGUUAUACAACA
This is a messenger RNA of Paramisgurnus dabryanus, 2292 nucleotides long. RefSeq lists its product as uncharacterized. NCBI's taxonomy places the organism in Eukaryota, Metazoa, Chordata, Actinopteri, Cypriniformes, Cobitidae. The record is from RefSeq and is a predicted model, not a curated record.